This is a messenger RNA of Mizuhopecten yessoensis (Yesso scallop), 6032 nucleotides long. RefSeq names its product protocadherin-11 X-linked-like. NCBI's taxonomy places the organism in Eukaryota, Metazoa, Mollusca, Bivalvia, Pectinida, Pectinidae. Gene Ontology annotation, cellular component: plasma membrane. The record is from RefSeq and is a predicted model, not a curated record. Gene Ontology annotation, molecular function: calcium ion binding. Bases 650 to 4222 code for a protein of 1190 amino acids. The transcript is spliced from 5 exons. Gene Ontology annotation, biological process: homophilic cell-cell adhesion.
UCGUCACAAAUGUGUGCGAAGCCCGCCUCCGGAAUGGCAGCUUUCUGACAAAGUUAACGGAAUACUUAGUUAAUUGUUAAAGAAAUGUGAAAUUGCUAAACAGAAAUAGCUUUUUAAAGAUAAUGUUGACCUUUUUACUCUUGAACAAUUGUUGGAAAUUUGGUAAUGAAGAAGUAUGUAUUUGAUAGAGCAACAAGUUUUAACCUGGACUUCCUAAUACAGCGAUACAAAGGAUUACUGCCUGGCUUAAUAAAGUAGUGGUGGUGGUGCUGAGAAACCUCUAACGGAGUUGUACUUUAUCUGGCCCAGACUACUUACCUGGAGUGAAAUAUAAAACUCACCUGGUACUUAAAAAGCAUCUCAGGUACACUGUUGAUGUGUUUCUAUGGUAACAAAAUGGCUGCAGUGAAGUGUGUUAUAGUUUACGAUGGAGUGUUUUGGACAUUUCACUAUGGCUGGUGAGAAUAGAAACGGUUUGGUCAGGAAUGUGGAGCACAUUUUGAAAAGCAACUGUAACAAAAUAUGUAGACGUUAUUGAACAAGAUUGGACCUCUCUCUGGAAUAGUGUAUUUGUGGUGUCUGUAUACUUUCGUAGCAUUAUCUGUGUGUGGUAUUUAUGAUUUUCGUUGGAUUAUAUAUAAUAUGAAAUAUGGGAGCACCUAUACGUCAGCUGUUUCUCCUUCUUACCCUGGAUCUAUACUCUCAGAUGACCGAUGCCCAGCAAUCCGUUCUUAAGUACAAGUUACGGGAAGAACAAUCCAAGGAAACUUUUGUCGGAAAUGUGGCACGUGAUAGUCUUUUAUAUGGAAAUGUAACGGAACAAGAGUUUAGCCGAAUGAGAUUUCAGAUUCUUACACAAGGUAACCAUGAUGCUUCAAAUUUUCAAAUAAACGAGACAUCAAGCUCUUUAUUGACGAAGGUGGUGCUGGACAGAGAAACACUUUGUCCUGAUGAGGUGGCAUGUAUUCUGGAAUUUAAUGUGGCCGUGUACAAACAGCUCGGCACCAACCAGCUCGACCUCCACCAGAUCAUCCCAAUACAGGUCACUGUAGACGACGUCAACGAUAACUCGCCAGUGUUCCCCGCAUCAGAGGUGGCCUUGACCGUGUCAGAAGGUGUUCAAGUAGGUCACGUCAUACUGACCUCUGGGGCUAUUGACCGUGACACUGGCCAGAACAACUCUAUACAGUCUUACGAACUUGUGCCAUCCAACGAAAUGUUCGGUCUUAUUCAAGCUUCAGAUUUGGGUGGAGGCAGUGACAUUGGAUUGAAAGUUCGCUUUAAAUUAGAUCGAGAAACACGUGACUUUUAUGAAUUAAAAGUAAUAGCAAGUGAUCGUGGGUUCCCCGUUCGCACAGGAAGUGUUAAAAUCAACAUUACUGUUACAGACUUCAAUGACAAUAGCCCAGCAUUCUCACGUGCUAACUACAGUACCACCAUUCCGGAGAACAAGGCUGUUGGAUCCACCAUUCUCAUCGUGUCUGCUACCGAUUUUGACACUGCCAACAAUGCCAAGCUCACUUACUCCUUCAGCUCGCGUGUGUCACAGAAAGUACAGCACAAGUUUUCCAUCAAUUCUACAUCAGGUCAGAUUUCUGUGAUUGCACCCCUCGACUAUGAGCAGGACACCCAGUACCAGUUUCAGGUGGUUGUAAGAGACCAAGGUCAGCCACCAUUAUCGGCGUCUGCCAGCGUUACCGUUGAUAUACAAGACCUCAACGACAAUGCACCACAAAUCAACAUCAACCUAUCACCAGCCGGCACUGACAUCUCGGAGGCCGCUGCUGUUGGUCAGUAUGUGGCUAGUGUUGCUGUGUCUGAUCGUGACAGUAAGGCUAACGGAAACGCACGAUGUCAAGUCAUGGGCAACAACUUCAGACUGGAGGAGAUUUAUACUAAUAUGUACAAGAUUCUCAUCCAAAACAAGCUUGAUUAUGAAACGGAUAAGUUCCAUAAUGUUACAGUGAAUUGUCAGGACCAGGGUGUACCUCAGCAACAGAAUACCACCAGCUUCUUCAUCCGUGUCCAGGACGUUAAUGACAAUGCACCAGAAUUUACUAAAACAAAGUACCAGGUGACCAUGCAGGAGUCUAACGACCCUGGGGCUUACGUGAAGGAGGUGAUCGCUACAGACAAGGAUAGUGGUAACAACGGGCGUGUGUCCUACUCCCUUGAGCCCGACGGUCAGUCCUUCUUCUCCAUCGACCCCACUAUGGGGACUAUAUCUGCGAUUGUGUCCCUUGAUCGUGAGUUACGGCCAGUAAUUCGGUUCCAUGUGACAGCCACUGACCAAGGAGACCCCCAGCUCAGCUCCUCUACAGUAGUCGAGGUCAUACUAGGUGAUAUCAACGACAAUACACCCACGUUUACGCAACAAAAAUUCCACUUCCAUGUGCUGGAAAACCAGGACCGUGGGCCCAAGGUCGGCACACUGACAGCUGAGGAUCAAGAUGCUGGUGCCAAUAGCCAGUUUAGUUUUGAUUUCGUGCCGCCCAUUCCAGCUGAUUUUCGGCUAAACCAGGAUACUGGUGUCAUUACGGGGUACACAAAACUGGACCGCGAGUUACAGAAGAUGUACAAUUUCACGGUGAUGGUAACAGACAAGGGUACGCCCCGUCGGUACAGCACAGCCCAGGUCACUGUCGAAGUCGAAGAUGACAACGACAACAUCCCAGUCAUUGUUCACCCCAACAACUUCAACAACACUGUGUACCUCCCGUACACUGUAAAUGCAGGUACACUGAUCAGUCAGGUUGAGGCGUAUGAUAUUGAUGAUGGGGAUAAUUCACGUCUUCGUUACUACAUCGACACAAUCGACCCACCAAACUCUGGUGAUGUGUUUAGUAUGGGGCUUUUUAGUGGUAGCCUAGUCGUAGCCCGAAAGUUACAGCUCUACGACGCAGACUCUUACCGACUUGUAUUGUCAGUCAAAGAUGGUGGACUCAAUGAGCUUAAAUCUUACACAAAUCUUAACGUGAUCAUCACCGUUAGUAACAACACUGUGUUACCAGUACCUGGUAACGAUGACACUGGAAUGAACAUUAUAAUUGUCGUCAUCAUUGUCGUCGUUACAGUCGUGUUGUCUAUAGCUAUCGUCGUCACUAUCAUAAUCAUACGCAGGAUUGACGGAAGUCGCCAGGAAAACAACAAUCAUGCAAAAAACGAGGCACAAAAGAUAAUAGCAGCUACUGCUAAAAUGCAUGAGACUAUGUCUACAGACUCUUCAAACAAUUCGGAUGAUCCGUUAAAAAAGAAAAAUAAGAAAGAAGUGAGUUUUUCUCUCAGUGAUGAAACAGACUCUAUUAACACUUCUACAUUGACAAAUUUAACGACAUUUUCAACUUUUAAAAAUCCACCGUCAACUUUAGAUGGAAGUAAAUCGCUGGAGAAACCACAAGCGUCCAGUUCACUGCUGACUGCUAGCAAUCUCCAAGCGUCAGACGACAGUUACGACAAAAAAUAUGAUCUGAGUAAUGAUAGUUACGACAGAAAAUAUGAUAUAAGUCGAUUGUACAGUCCAAAUCACCUUCACCCCCAGUCUCCUAGUCAAGAAACAAGAUGGCUACAACAACUGAAGCAAGAUGAGGCAAACCAUAUCCGGGACAUGUUAAAGAAGGGUGAGGACGCAGGCAGUGAGAUGUCUGCCGAGUCGGCUACCAGUGACAGUGGGCGGGGCGGGAGUGAGGAGGACGUUCACAGUAACCGGGGACAUGCCUUCUCUGACAAUGAAGAGCCACGCCAAAAUAUCCAAAGUGAUCUGAAGAGCUCAGACUUUUCCCGCCAAAACUCAUCUAGACAUUCGAAUGCAUUACAUUCCAACUAUCAAGAUAUUCCUGGCAAGGCAGCACCCCCUGGUGAUGGUUACCAUAGAAACAUCAGUUUCAGUGAUGACAGUGUCAAUGCCAACACGACUGUAGACAGCUGUAAACACCCGGCCAAACAUCGGGGUGCAAGUCCCCACAAAAACUUGUCUUCAUUUUCGCAAUAUGGUGGCAGUAGAUUUCGUGAUCACAGCAAUAGAUCUCAACUAGACACUCUCAACGAAAGUAGUGCGUUUGGUCUUAAUUAUUCGUUAGCGGACAUCGAUGACACAAUAAGUGAAAGUGUUGCGACACGUGACGAUGAUGGCGACAGUACAACAACAUCAGGGAGCUACACAAUCAACCCUGAUGAACUUCGACACGAGAUUGAUAAUCUCUUCUUCAACGAUGUCAUUGUAUGAUUUUAGUGAAAUGACUUAGUGAAGUUUCAAAAGUGCCAAAAUAUUGCCCCUAACCCAAUAACUCCCUGUCUCAAAAUCAUACUUAGAUUUGUAGCUCCUUUCAGAAUGUGUCGGCCAUUUGUAUUACCAUGGUGACUUGUCCUACCUUGUUUGGUGCUGUAUGAAAGAGGUGAUUGUAAGAUUCCUAGAAAUGUUAUUUUCUUCUACGCUGCAGAAUUACCUGUGGUAACUAUAGAGAUGGAAUUUCAUGAAUCGUUUUUACUGAUGAGGAGUUUGAAACCUCUUGGUUCCUACACAGAACAACUCCAACCACCUCCGACCUUAUACUUACAAUCUUUAGUGGUCAUACAGCUCCCUAAAACUCGCCAAAAGUGCUAUAAAUGAACAAAAUGUUUGUAAAAUAAUUUAAUCCAUCACAAAUUGUUAGAUAAUAAUUCAUUCAUAGAUGUUUUGUUCUUUCUGUGAGGAACAUUAAGUGAAGUGGUAACUAAGCAUCCAUUUCGCUUCCAUUGGAAGUACUCUGUCCUUGUAGAGGGACUUUGUCCUUGUAGAGAGUUAGAUGUUUGUUAUUAUAGUCCCAUAUUGCCAUGAAACAAAAUCAGAAAUAUAAACAGUAUGUGCUAUAGUCGUCCUAUCCUAAACUUCCCAUCUAGUCAAAUAACCAUUAACACUGAAAAGUAUCGCCUUUACUCUCGCCCGCCUAACUACGAGUAUAUAACCUACACAGGGUCCUGUGCUGUUUUCUCACCCGUCUAAUUACGAGUAUAGAACCUACACAGGUUCCUGUGCUGUUCUCUCACUUGUCUAAUUACGAGUAUAGAACCUACACAGGGUCCUGUGCUGUUCUCUCACCCGUCUAAUUACGAGUAUAGAACCCACACAGGUUCCUGUGCUGUUGUCUCAAUUGUCUAAUUACAUGUGUAGUAAACCUACACAGGAUCCUGUAAGUAUAGUGCUAUGUUAUACCAAGUCAGAAAACCUCAUGGAGUCUAGUUAUACGAAGUACAGGACAGAAAACCUCAUGGAGUCUAGUUAUACGAAGUACAGGACAGCAAAGAGCAGUGAAAGAUCGGAAAAAGCAGAAAGAAAAAAGAAUAAAUCAUAUAAUUUCUGCAGAUUUUCCUGGAGAAACAUCUAAGAUAGACAUAAUUCUCCCUCCUGACAUCUAGUUAUCCCUAUCUAGGCCUGUGUGAGAAAAGUUGAUACUAUAUUUGUAAUCCUCAGGGCUUGUAAAGCAUCUCACCUGUGACUCGAUCACCUGUAUAAUCUAGUAUUUGUUUCCUUACGUGUUUGUCUGUUUAUCUGUUUGUCCAAUCUUGUUCAGUCCGUUGUUUUUAGUUUUAGACUGAUGUUUCUGUCCUAAAAUACUUCAAUAAUAAUCUGAGAUUAUACCCUGAAAAGGCCACCCUACUUUUAUUUUGAAAUUUGUCUUAUGACAGAACUUUUAUUCAGUAGCAAGCAUUGUCACAUAUUGUGCUUGUUGUGAAGACUUUUACCUGUAAAUGCCUGAUUUUGUGAAAAUAAUCAAAAUUUGUCCUAGAAUGUGUACAAAUGCAUGCGUCUGUAAAAUAGAGGCAACGAAUAUAUGGUUGCUUGUCAUUGAGCGACCGUGUUCUGGCUGUUAUGCGCUCGGUGUGAUUUUAUUAGACACGCCAAGCUGUAUUAUUAAAUACACCCUGUUGUUUUUAUACACAAUUUAUUACUAUAUUUAAUGUAUUUUGUUGAAUCAUUUGUAUAUAUUAAAACUGUGUCCAUUGCUGGCAUUUUAACAUGAACCAAAAGGUGAAAAAAUAAAUCUAAAUAUAAAAUA